UACAUUACCGACAUGUACUUGAAUCGUCACGGAAGUGAUCAGUCAUCUUUUUCUGGAACUUUAGAAAUUAAAAGUACCUCUGGAACCGACACAAAGGCAAAUAGUUAAUAAUUUGCAUCUAGAUUAACAAUAUUAGUGAUCUGAUUUAUUUUAAUACGAACUAUUAUUGAGAAAUAUUUAUUGUUCUCUUUCGAUAUACGUCGUGUGUGGAAGUUUUGAAGGAGGCCAUCUUUGCAAACUACUAUCAGAGGUCCUUGGCUCGAGGUUUCAUUGUCUGGUUGUAAGCCAGUAUUUAAUCAACAUACAGUUCAUCAAAUGGCUUUAAAAAGAAUUAAUAAGGAAUUACAAGACCUUGGAAGAGAUCCUCCUGCACAAUGUUCAGCUGGACCAGUGGGAGAUGACUUGUUUCAUUGGCAGGCCACAAUCAUGGGACCACCAGAUAGCCCAUACCAAGGUGGAGUAUUUUUCUUAACAAUUCACUUCCCUACAGACUAUCCAUUUAAACCUCCAAAAGUGGCGUUUACCACCAGAAUUUAUCACCCUAACAUAAACAGUAAUGGUAGCAUUUGUUUGGAUAUCCUACGUUCGCAGUGGUCUCCUGCGCUCACUAUCUCAAAAGUCCUUUUAUCGAUCUGCUCAUUGCUGUGCGAUCCAAACCCGGACGACCCUCUAGUACCAGAAAUCGCUAGGAUAUACAAAACUGACAGGGAAAAGUACAACGAGUUAGCGCGCGAGUGGACUCGCAAAUACGCCAUGUGAUGCGCCGGCCCCCCUAUAUUCCCAUACUUCACGUUUUAGAUGAGACAAGUUAUUUAAUUCAAUACAAAAAAAAAAAUACAAAAUACACAACUCGGAAAGGAGAGAGUGGAGGGAAGGAUUGUAACGGGCCAGCUGUUUGGUUAUAUAUUUUGAAAUAAUCUCUGUAUAUUUGCUUUUCAAUUGGACUGUGUUUGUCGUCGAUGAUCCGUCAACCUUCAGACCACAAUAUGCUAACUCAAAGAUGAUGAAGAACUCCAUGGUGGUUUCUAAGUUGUGAACUUGUUUCUUGGAACGAAACUUCUAUUGAUCCUGUACUUUAGCCUAUUAUUAUUAUUUGAAUCCAUUUUUUUUAAUUAAUAUAUUGUGGUUGUAAGGAAUUUCGUCAGGCUGCGUUCUUUCCCUCAUUUACUUGUGCCCAUUAACAUCCUUGUCAAUAAACACCGGACGAAGCACCCAAUUGUUGCUCGUUUACUGCUACUGCUGUACAUAAGGGUUUACGAUAUACGUCGUGGUCCCGGAUGGUCACUGAGGCGUGUAUGAAAUUUUUUUACGACACAAUUACACCCUUCGUUCAUAAUGUAAUUGUUAGAUGAAUAUGUAGGCUCUGUGGUUCAAUUUAGAUGUAUUCAUGAAUAAAUCGUUUCAACUUUUUC
This is a messenger RNA of Coccinella septempunctata (seven-spotted ladybird), 1412 nucleotides long. It is a transcript of the gene eff, whose product is annotated as ubiquitin-conjugating enzyme E2-17 kDa. The coding region runs from base 316 to 759 and encodes 147 amino acids. The transcript has 5 exons. Gene Ontology annotation, molecular function: ubiquitin conjugating enzyme activity. NCBI's taxonomy places the organism in Eukaryota, Metazoa, Arthropoda, Insecta, Coleoptera, Coccinellidae. The record is from RefSeq and is a predicted model, not a curated record. Gene Ontology annotation, cellular component: nucleus. Gene Ontology annotation, biological process: protein polyubiquitination; ubiquitin-dependent protein catabolic process.